This is a messenger RNA of Pelobates fuscus (common spadefoot toad), 3217 nucleotides long. Its product is annotated as tripartite motif-containing protein 42-like. The coding region runs from base 1 to 3186 and encodes 1061 amino acids. The transcript has 6 exons. The record is from RefSeq and is a predicted model, not a curated record. NCBI's taxonomy places the organism in Eukaryota, Metazoa, Chordata, Amphibia, Anura, Pelobatidae. Gene Ontology annotation, molecular function: protein binding; zinc ion binding; catalytic activity.
AUGGCUUCGAUUGUUAUACUUACUCAAAAUGCCAAAGGCCUCAAUACUCCAGAAAAAAGAACAAUAGCACUAUCUGACUUUCACAGACAGAAAGCAGAUAUAGUUUUCAUUCAGGAAACACACCUACGUAAGGGAACAACCACAAAUAUACGAAAUAAAGAUUACCCACAGGGAUACUAUGGCCACUACUCAGAAUCUAAAUCAAGAGGAGUAGCGAUACUUAUAGGUAAACACACCCCUUUCACCUUUCAGGAACAACUAACAGAUGAUUCGGGCAGAUUCCUGUUUCUUAAGGGAGUCCUGGGCACAGUCACAGUAACUUUAGCCAAUCUCUACGCACCCAACAGGAAACAAAACCAAUUCUUGAAAAAAAUACUAAGUAAGCUAUCUGAUUUUCAAGAGGGUAUCCUAAUAGUUGGAGGGGACAUAAAUGUCUCUCUGGACGGGGAGCUGGACUCCACGGCCAAACUGCAACCUCACACAACUCAAAUUAGGAAACAAAUAAACUCUACACUACACGAAGCACAACUGUUUGACUGUUGGAGGUUGCUACACCCCACACGGAAAGAUUAUUCCUUUUACUCCCCUCCUGCGCACACCUACUCUAGGAUUGACUCGAUAUUUUUACAACACAGAUACUUAACACUAGUUUCAGCAGCUGCAUAUGGCCCAAUCACUUGGUCGGACCAUGCACCGUUGACCCUCUCGCUAAAGCUCCCACAUCUACAAAACCCAUCAGCCCAAUGGAAACUAAACGACCUAUUACUAAACGACACAGACAAUAUUACUCGUAUAAAAAAGGCUGCAAGUGUUUACUUCAAUGAGAACACCAGACCUGACAUAGCUCCUCCUCUCACCUGGGAAGCCCAUAAAGCCGUAAUGAGAGGUGAACUUAUCAGAAUUGCUUCCGCAGCCAAACGCAAUAGAGAAAAAAAAAUAGCACAAUUGACAAAAGAACUUAAAUCUCUAGAAUCUUUACAUCAAGACAACAAUUUAUCCCUCGACACAUAUAAAUCAAUCAUUCAUAAAAGAUCAGAACUCACGACUACACUACAACUCCACGCCAAACGCAAAAUCUCUUUAACAAAACAUCUCUUUUACGAAAAAGGAGGGAAAGCGGGUAAAUUACUUGCACAAUCAUUGAAACCUAUCAAACAAUCCACUUUUAUCCCCGAAAUUAAAAUGGAAUCAGGGAUUCUGACCAAAAAAAUGCCUGACAUAAUGGGGGAAUUUCAGAAAUUUUACACCAUCCUAUAUAACAUAUCCAAGGUCCAACCAUCCAAAGAGGAAAUCCUCACAUAUUUACAUACUAGAAUCAAGAAAACAAUCCCACCUAACGAAGUUGCUUUUCUAGACGAACCUAUUACACCCGAGGAAUUCCACAGGAUAGUCAAAUCAUUACCACUAGAUGAUCCAGAAAGAGUAGAGAAGAAGAAGAAUGAAAGUCCUUUUUCAGAAGAACUGAAGAAUGCAAUCAUUCAGCAACUCCGCUGUCCUUCGUGCAAAUCCAUGUACUACAAUCCAUUCAUCCUACCUUGCGGUCACUGCCUCUGCCAACGUUGCGUGCACAAGAUCAAAAUCAAAGAUCAAAAAAGUAGAGGGUACUAUUUUGUGGUGUCAUGCCCUGUGUGUGAAAUUGCACACUAUUUCUCUGAUAAAGAACAUCUCCGACUGCCUGAGAAUUACCUCCGAGCUAAGGUAGCUUUAAAAUACAAGCAUUUAUUUAAAGGCCCGGCAGGCAUAGUGUUGUGUGAACGUUGUCCAUCUGAUCAUCAGGCAGAAGCGGUUAUGAGAUGCACCGUCUGCAAAAUGAAUUACUGCCGCAAGUGUCUAAGUUUCUUCCACAACAAAAAAGAAUUUGAAGAACAUAUAUUGACUGAACAGUUUUGGGAGGAAGAGAAAAUACAGACUUGUUUCUAUCACCCUUUAAUGCCCAUUGUGGAGUACUGCAUGACGGACAGAACCUUGCUGUGCAGGCUUUGUAAAUUUAACUACCAUGAGAAACACACAUGUCUGCCUUUGACAGAAGCCUCUAUUAAAGAAGCACACGCACUAUUUACAUCUCUCACCAAGUUUAAAACAGCUAAAUGCAAAUUUGAAAAUGACCUUAUAGAAAUUAAUUUGGUGAAUGACAACUUCCGGGGCUUCAAGGGAGACAAGAUACAUGAAAUCAGAGAUGGAUUCCUAAAACUGCAUGAAAUUCUUACUUUACAAGAGAAAGAUAUUUUAAAUUCCAUUCAAAUCAUUGAAUCUAAGAAGGAUUUUCAACUGACACAGUUCUUGAGCUCCUCUAACCAAAUGCUCCUGACCCUUGAAGGUAUAGUACAGUACUCCAAGGAGGCUCUGCAAGAGGAAAAUCCAAUAACAUUCCUGCAAUCGGUCAAUGAUUUAGUCAAGGAAAUAGACAAUGAGGUGGCCAAACUCUACCAACCUGUCAGCAGUUUAAAGUAUGACCCAAUUAAAAACCUUCAAAUCAACUUUGAUCAAAUUGCCUCAGGUCUCCGUGCUCUUUUCCCACAGCCAAAUGUUCUCAUGAACCUGAAGGAUGAUCUGAAAAGGCAACCAUAUAUUGCUGAGGACGAGGAGAAAGUGGAGGGGACAUCUUUCAUUCCUUCAGGGGCCUCUAAAUCCUCCAUCAAUCUGACUUCAAAUGACAAUAAUAUCAAUAAAAAAAAUGAGUUUGUGAAAACAGCAGAUGAAAUUGAUCAAAUGAGACCAAAAAGCACACCUCCAAUGUUGAGACGCCCCACGAACAAAGAGGAUAAGAUCACAUGUACAGAAAAUGAUAUGAUGGAUUCACCAUCCUUUAAGGACAUAUUGCCACGGUCCCCUCCCAGUCCUGUUUCUAUCUACCAGAGUUUAGCUUAUCCAAAUGUAGUUAAGCUAUUCUGGACAGCACCUCCAGAGAUUGUCGACUGUUACGAUGUUGAGUUUCAAGAGAUCACUAACUCUGACUGGUCAGGAAGCCAACACUUUGGAGAUCUUACUGGGAAGAUAAAUGGAAUUAAGCGGCAGAGCAUUGAACUACACAAUUUGGCUCCCAACACUGAGCUCCUGUUCAGAGUACGUGGAGUCAACUUAGCUGGCGAAGGUGAAUGGUGCGAAAUUGUGAAGAUCUUAACACCAGUCUCAGAAUACUCCAAGACUGUAAAGCAAAAAGUCAGAAGUGCAUUCGGGAAAUCGUAAACUUUCAUGCUGUUCUUACAAUAAUAACUGU